Ramularia collo-cygni is the source of this 360-nucleotide messenger RNA. RefSeq names its product related to NADH-ubiquinone oxidoreductase B16.6 subunit. The transcript has 3 exons. NCBI's taxonomy places the organism in Eukaryota, Fungi, Ascomycota, Dothideomycetes, Mycosphaerellales, Mycosphaerellaceae. The record is from RefSeq and is a predicted model, not a curated record. The coding region runs from base 1 to 360 and encodes 119 amino acids.
AUGCCUCAGGAUAUGCCGCCGACCGGCGGCUACGAGCCCGUCCAAUAUCGCCGCAACUUGCCCGUCCGCGGCUUCCGUCCCGCCUACUAUCUUCUCGGCGUCGCUGGCAUCAUGACAUAUGGCUUCUGGCGCGUUGGUCAGGGAAUCCGCGAGCACAACGAACUGGCACGGGAGAAGAUGUGGUCACGCAUCCACCUGAUUCCUCUCCUGCAAGCCGAAGAGGACCGCGAUGUGGUGAGGAGGCAUUAUGGGCAGCAGAAGAUGGAGGAGGAGCUGCUAGGAAAGAGCCAGAGUGUUUACCAUGGAGACCGGUUUGUGCGACCGACAUAUGCUGUUACGCCUGCGAAUACGACGAAAUAG